Coregonus sp. 'balchen' is the source of this 21422-nucleotide messenger RNA. The record is from the annotation of a GenBank genome assembly. NCBI's taxonomy places the organism in Eukaryota, Metazoa, Chordata, Actinopteri, Salmoniformes, Salmonidae.
GCACCGCCAAAGAGUGAUUCUACCACACUGGCGUUCAUAGAGGUCCAUGUGCUGGACGGCAGAGCCAUCACCAUAGUGAGCAGCUGACCACCAAGACCCAGACAGACUGGGAGUGGGUGGAGCAGACACUCACAGACAGCUGUCAAGGUAGUCAGACUGUCAGACUUUUGGGUUCAAAUGGGUCACACUUUUCUGCUGUUCUCCCCCUCUGAUAACUCAAACACCUGUCAGCUCCUUCCUGCAAUUAUUUCCUCUCUCCUAGUUCAAAGUGAGUUGGAGAAGUUUAAGCCAAAAGCCUUGGUAGAAUCACAGACAGUCCUGGAGAUUAUAGUUAUUGGGCCAGAUUCAGAGGUAAGGUACGCUAAUGUAUAUGAUUAGUUAUUAGAAAUGCAAUCAUAAUGUAGGCUAGCUAGCCUAUUCAAUCAAUGAAUAUACCAACAAUCCAACAAUCAGAAAAUAGAUAAUAACAAAACUGAAAAAUCUAUUGGUGUGGUGGUAUGAAAGGAUACAACUUUUGUGUCCUCUUUCUAAGAAUGAAGAGACAGAUAGGAAGAAGGAGAAGUAGUUGUAUGGCAUACCUAAUGUGGGGCCACCUACACUAUUGUACAACACUUUUGCAUAAUUGAGAGGAGUGAAUGAGUGAUGGUGAAGCUUGCCUACUCUAGGUCCCGGUGGUGUCCAGCUCUUGAUCUUCUGGGGAUCAGUCCGAACGGGAAAUAGAGCUUGUUGUAUGUGACUACUGCCAGCAACCCAGUAAGCCCUUCAUAAGCCGCAAACAAUUGGAAAAUAAUCCUGACCUGGAGUUGGUGAGUGUUGCUGAAGAUGAUGUUUUUCUUCAGACUAUCAAUUCAAAGCAAAUCAAUGCAAGUAACAACGGGCCAGUCUAAGCCUUUUGAUACUCUUUUCAGAGAGAGACUGGAACGAUUGCAGUCUUAGGUUCCUUUAUGGCUCCUGGUUUGGAUAACAUGCUUCUAAGAUUGUAGAUACAGUUGAAGUCGGAAGUUUACAUACAACUUAGCCAAAUACAGUUAAACUCAGUUUUUCACCAUUUCUGACAUUUAAUACUAGUAAAAAUACCCUGUCUUAGGUCAGUUAGGAUCACCACUUUAUUUUAAGAAUGUGAAAUGUCAGAAUAAUAGUAGAGAGAAUGAUUUAUUUCAGCUUUUAUUUCUUUCAUCACAUUCCCAGUGGGUCAGAAGUUUACAUACACUCAAUUAAUAUUUGGUAGCAUUGCCUUUAAAUUGUUUAACUUGGGUCAAACAUUUUGGGUAGCCUUCCACAAGCUUCCCACAAUAAGUUGGGUGAAUUUUGUCCCAUUCCUCCUGACAGAGCUGGUGUAACUGAGUCAGGUUUGUAGGCCUCCUUGCUCGCACACACUUUUUCAGUUCUGCCCACAAAUGUUCUAUAGGAUUGAGGUCAGGGCUUUGUGAUGGCCACAAUACCUUGACUUUGUUGUCCUUAAGCCAUUUUGACACAACUUUGGAAGUAUGCUUGGGGUCAUUGUCCAUUUGGAAGACCCAUUUGCGACCAAGCUUUAGCUUCCUGACUGAUGUCUUGAGAUGUUGCUUCAAUAUAUCCACAUAAUUUUGUGAAGUGCACCAGUUCCUCCUGCAGCAAAGCACCCCCACAGCAUGAUGCUGCCACCCCAGUGCUUCACGGUUGGGAUGGUGUUCUUCGGCUUGCAAGCACCCCCUUUUUCCUCCAAACGUAACGAUGGUCAUUAUGGCCAAACAGUUAUAUUUUUGUUUAAUCAGACCAGAGUACAUUUCUCCAAAUAGUACGAUCUUUGUCCCCAUAUGCAGUUGCAAACCGUAGUCUGGCUUUUUUAUGGCAGUUUUGGAGCAGUGGCUUCUUCCUUGCUGAGCGGCCUUUCAGGUUAUGUUGAAAUUGGACUUGUUUUACUGUGGAUAUACAUACUUUUGUACCCGUUUCCUCCAACAUCUUCACAAGGUCCUUUGCUGUUGUUCUGGGAUUGAUUUGCACUUUUCGCACCAAAGUACGUUCAUCUCUAGGAGACAGAAUGCAUCUCCUUCCUGAGCGGUAUGACGGCUGUGUGGUCCCAUGGUGUUUAUACUUGUGUACUAUUGUUUGUACAAAUGAACGUGGCUCCUUCAGGCAUUUGGAAAUUGCUCCCAAGGAUGAACCAGACUUGUGGAGGUCUACAAUUUUUUUCUGAGGUCUUGGCUGACUUCUUUUGAUUUUCCCAUGAUGGCAAGCAAAGAGGCGCUGAGUUUGAAGGUAGGCCUUGAAAUACAUCCACAGGUACACCUCCAAUUGACUGAAAUUAUGUCAAUUAGCCUAACAGAAGCUUCUAAAGCCAUGACAUCGUUUUCUGGAAUUUACCAAGCUGUUUAAAGGCACAGUCAACUUAGUGUAUGUAAACUUCUGACCCACUGGAAUUGUGAUACAGUGAAUUAUAAGUGAAAUGAUCUGUCUGUAAACAAUUGUUGGAACAAUUACUUGUGUCAUGCACAAAGUAGAUGUCCUAACCGACUUGCCAAAACUAUAGUUUGUUGACAAGAAAUUUGUGGAGUGGUUGAAAAACGAGUUUUAAUGACUCCAACCUAAGUGUAUGUAAACUUCCGACUUCAACUGUAUGGGUUUGAAUUAAGAUCUCUUCUACACCCAUAGAAGUGCCUUGAUUUGAUGUUGUGUGUUUGCCUUAUUUUUCUACUCAGCUCUUUUACUGUGAACAGGCUCCAACAAAUGCAAGAGAUUCUCCUGGAAUUGGAGUGGGCCUUAGCUGCUGUGGAAGGUGAACAGGAAGAUUGAUGUGGGCCCUCACCCACCCUUUGUGAGCAAACAGGAGAAGAGAGCUGCAAAGGAGCAGGCAGAGCAGAGGUGAGAGAGGAUCUAAUUGAUGUUAUACCCUGUCCAAUUUGGUGCCAGCUACUUGAAACCCCCUGCAGUCAGCUCCUCUAAUGGAAUGAUUGUGCGCCUCAAUCACCUCUGACUAUACAUGUGCAAUUGGCCCUUCUAAGACUUAAAAGCUAAAUGUGGCCAAAGGAACCACUUUCCUGUCAAACGUCUGAGUUUUGGAGAUAGGAGGGUGGCUUGGGAUCUCGAUAUUCAGAGAGAUUUCCACUUAACCUCCCAAAGUGUCCAUCACUCUAACAUUUUCACUCUGAGGAAAGCUAACCUCUAUUUUAACCAAUUUUAACUUCAGGUUGCUGGAAUGGGGACUUCAGAGGGUCCAGAAUACAGGCAAUCAGAACCGCUUUUUCUCAGGUAAGUCCAUCUUCACACUCUCACAAAAAACCAUUGAUACAUUAAAUAGGCAUAUAUUUUAUAAUCUAACUGAUAAAUGAGAUACAGUAUAUUGACUUAGUACUCUCCAUGUCAUUACUGGGUUAUUUUCCUGUGUUUAUAAAGGUGGUGGUCAGCUCAAAACCAUCUCCUACAGACUGUCCAAUGAGGUUUGGAUUAUCCGAGAGAAGCAUUACUUCCCUCAGAUGGAUAUCAGAGACUCCUCAGACAUCUUCACCUUCCAGGGGGAGACAGAGAGGCAGAAUGUAUACAAUCUCUGUACUGUCAUUGACACCAGCUUCUCUCUUCCCUCUACACCUAUGCCCUUACUGUUCAGGUCCAUGGACCGUACCAUUUAAUUAGUGAUUUAUUUGUUUGUUUUUUAGAGAUCACAUUUGCUUCUGAGGUUAUAUCCAACUGGCAAACCCUUCAUCACCCUAUAUCAAGAUGGAACGGGUCAUGUUUUGUAUCCUUUUAUUAAAGGCAGAGGCUGUGGAUCCGUAGGUAACCGCCCCCUUCCUGCCCCCAUGGAUCCCUUUUCCCCAGAGCUGAAAAUUCUAAUCACGUUCUGCGCAUGUGUUUCUUUACCUCUACUUCACAAAUGUUUUUUUUUUGCAUGGGCUGUGUCUCAAUGCACCGCAUCCGCCAAUGGCGGCCUUCCACAUCUGCGGUGGAAGGUGGCUGAGCUACAGUGGUGUUUGUCAGACCAUGAGACGUCCCGAAAAACCACUGAUUGAGAAUUUGUAUAAUGAUAUUCGAGAUAGAGAGAGAGAGAGAGAGAGAGAGAGAGAGAGAGGAGAGAGAGAGAGAGGGAGGAGAGAGAGAGAGGAUGAGAAGAGAGAGAGAGGAGAGAGAGAUGGUAGAGAGAGAGAGAGGAGAGAGAGAGAGAGAGAGAGAGAGAGAGAGAGAGAGAGAGAGAGAGAAGGCUGCAAAGAGAUAUAUCUCUCUGGUUGGUCAGCCUCAUAUGCAGCCUUCUCAGAGUCCAGGCAACAUAAGCACAAACAAAACAUCAUUAAAAUAUGUUAGGAUCACUCUGGCCUGCACUCGUAUAGUCCCAGUCGGUAUUAGAUAGAACGUCUGGGCCCUGCCUGCCUGUGUGGAAAACAACCUGUGGUUCCCUUGGUUACCCCUUUGGCUCACAGCAAAAACUUUUUCAAACACAAAUUCAUUGUUGUCUGCUUGUUUUAGUCAAUUACAAACUACAUUUAAGAAGAGUACAACAUGUCUAAAGAUUACUUUUCAGCAUUGCCUGCUCCCAAGCAUUCCCAAAAUGUAAUAUUGUAGGGCUCCCUCAUGCCCCUUUUCGCCACUUGAGUGAGUGCUAGCUAGCUACCAACCGGAACAUUAAUCUAGCCAAGACCAACUACACAAACAAAUGGACUAUAAUGCUACAAGUAGUGAGUGGAAUUACAAACAGACUAUACUACACAAGUUAAAUGUCUUACCUGUGACUAAAUGUUUUCCACACACAUAGCUACGUGUAGCCUACUUGGACACUGGGUCCCCACAAUUUCCCACUCUCCCACGCUGAAUAGCCUGAAGCCACAGGACUCUGCAUUGCGAACCGUAGGUCAGGGUUUUUGACCUGGUUACAUGUACAUUGAAUAACACAGCAGCUUUUCGGAAUGUUUUGUUAUUUCUGUAUAACUAAAAAUCAACAACGAAGUUGGCUCUUUUACACUGGGGGUCAAUGGGAAAGAAUGUUUGUUUUCCCCAAUUUGUGGGCCUGGUCGAGGGGAAUUCCUUAUUAUUACGUGAAUAUCGACUUGGAGUAUUCCUGUUCAUAAGAGUUUGGAAUUUUGGAAUGUUCAACAUUCUUUAGUCAACUGACAGUUGAUUCAAGACUCAAAAUAACAGUCUGUCAAACCUGGAGGAUUUAUAAACUGUUUUUCAACUUGAGGUAAGCAAGCAAAGCAUUUUAAUGUCUAAUGUAUGUUAAUCUAGAUGAAUAUUUUGUCAAUAUGAAGAAAUAUGUUAUUGACAUCUUGUUUUAGCACCACCAAAAUGUUAUAUUGAAGACUCUGUUUAGCUAGCUAGCUAACAACUUGCAUUAACUUAAUUUAGCUAAAUUAGCAAGUAGGCCUACAGUAAAAACAAAUAUUUAAAAGCAGGUUGUUACAUUGUUUCAGUUGCCUAUGGAGUCCAUGGUGGAUCAGAGAGGGGAAGGGAUCAUGUCAAAUGUUUCAACUUCAAUGAUAUCUCAGCUCCAUCAACACCUUCAUCUACUCUUGCUAAACAGGUGAGACUGCAAUUCUGGGCUUUCUUUUGCAGUUUUAUUAACCUUUUACUGCAGUGGGCUAAAUCAGGGUCACACAGAGUGAUUCUUGGUAGUCUUAAACAAAUCUACUUUGAAACAAAAGUAUACACCCCACUCACAUGGAUAUGGGCUGUAAAGAAAAAGAAGAGACCUGUACCAUGUCAGAUAGAGUUGAAAUGUAUUCAAUUUUUUGUUUGCAUCCAAAUAUUUCACUUUAUAUACACUACCGGUCAAAAGUUUUAGAACACCUACUCAUUCAAGGGUUUUUCUUUAUUUUUUUACUAUUUUCUACAGUACAUUGUAGAAUAAUAGUGAAGACAUCCAAACUAUGAAAUAACACACAUGGAAUCAUGUACUAACCAAAAAAGUGUUUUCAAAUAGCCACUCUUUGCCUUGAUGACAGCUUUGCACACUCUUGGCAUUCUCUCAACCAGCUUCACCUGGAAUGCUUUUCCAACAGUCUUGAAGGAGUUCCCACAUAUGCUGAGCACUUGUUGGCUGCUUUUCCUUCAAAAAAAUAAUAAAGAAAAAACCUUGAAUGAGUAGGUGUUCUAAAACAUUUGACAGGUAGUGUACAUCACAGAAGACUGAAAUAUAACAAAACUGUUUGACAUAGAAACACCGUUUUUCGUCUUUAAAACAAUUAUAAUAUAUUUAUUAAUUAUUAAAAAUAUUAAUAACAUUCCACCCAUGAAGCCAAAGAGGGUGCUUUUGGUCAUUGAGUGCAGGAAGGGGCUACAUAGAGAAUACAUCUACAGUACAUGUUAUGUCAAAUAUAUCCCAAACAUAAAAUAUAGAGAAAUGUCUGGUCCAUUUAUUGAUUGUUUUGUUUUGUCUUAUUGAUCAGUGAUGCCAACCUCACAUGCUGCAGAGUAGAUAGAAUUUAUUUGGAUUAACUGAUGAAGUAAGUUAUGACUGUGCAUGUCUCUGAAUUUUUUUAAAACAUGAUAGUUAUUGUGUAAUGAACACAGUGUCACGAUCGUUGAGAGACGGGUCAGACCAAGGCGCAGCGUGGUAUGCGUACAUAUUUAUUAAUGACAAUAAACACUUGAUAAAACAACGUAAUGUGAAGCUCAAACAAUGGCUACACACUAACAAGCCAAACACGAGUCAAGAUCCCACAACUAAGGUAGGCAACCAGGCUACUUAAGUACGAUCCCCAAUCAGAGACAAUGAGUGACAGCUGCCUCUGAUUGGGAAUCACACCCGGCCAAACAUAGAGAGAUCAACCUACAGUGGGGAAAAAUGUAUUUAGUCAGCCACCAAUUGUGCAAGUUCUCCCACUUAAAAAGAUGAGAGAGGCCUGUAAUUUUCAUCAUAGGUACACGUCAACUAUGACAGACAAAUUGAGGAAAAAAAAUCCAGAAAAUCACAUUGUAGGAUUUUUAAUGAAUUUAUUUGCAAAUUAUGGUGGAAAAUAAGUAUUUGGUCACCUACAAACAAGCAAGAUUUCUGGCUCUCACAGACCUGUAACUUCUUCUUUAAGAGGCUCAUCUGUCCUCCACUCGUUACCUGUAUUAAUGGCACCUGUUUGAACUUGUUAUCAGUAUAAAAGACACCUGUCCACAACCUCAAACAGUCACACUCCAAACUCCACUAUGGCCAAGACCAAAGAGCUGUCAAAGGACACCAGAAACAAAAUUGUAGACCUGCACCAGGCUGGGAAGACUGAAUCUGCAAUAGGUAAGCAGCUUGGUUUGAAGAAAUCAACUGUGGGAGCAAUUAUUAGGAAAUGGAAGACAUACAAGACCACUGAUAAUCUCCCUCGAUCUGGGGCUCCACGCAAGAUCUCACCCCGUGGGGUCAAAAUGAUCACAAGAACGGUGAGCAAAAAUCCCAGAACCACACGGGGGGACCUAGUGAAUGACCUGCAGAGAGCUGGGACCAAAGUAACAAAGCCUACCAUCAGUAACACACUACGCCGCCAGGGACUCAAAUCCUGCAGUGCCAGACGUGUCCCCCUGCUUAAGCCAGUACAUGUCCAGGCCCGUCUGAAGUUUGCUAGAGUGCAUUUGGAUGAUCCAGAAGAGGAUUGGGAGAAUGUCAUAUGGUCAGAUGAAACCAAAAUAGAACUUUUUGGUAAAAACUCAACUCGUCGUGUUUGGAGGACAAAGAAUGCUGAGUUGCAUCCAAAGAACACCAUACCUACUGUGAAGAAUGGGGGUGGAAACAUCAUGCUUUGGGGCUGUUUUUCUGCAAAGGGACCAGGACGACUGAUCCGUGUAAAGGAAAGAAUGAAUGGGGCCAUGUAUCGUGAGAUUUUGAGUGAAAACCUCCUUCCAUCUGCAAGGGCAUUGAAGAUGAAACGUGGCUGGGUCUUUCAGCAUGACAAUGAUCCCAAACACACCGCCCGGGCAACGAAGGAGUGGCUUCGUAAGAAGCAUUUCAAGGUCCUGGAGUGGCCUAGCCAGUCUCCAGAUCUCAACCCCAUAGAAAAUCUUUGGAGGGAGUUGAAAGUCCGUGUUGCCCAGCGACAGCCCCAAAACAUCACUGCUCUAGAGGAGAUCUGCAUGGAGGAAUGGGCCAAAAUACCAGCAACAGUGUGUGAAAACCUUGUGAAGACUUACAGAAAACGUUUGACCUGUGUCCUUGCCAACAAAGGUUAUAUAACAAAGUAUUGAGAAACUUUUGUUAUUGACCAAAUAGUUAUUUUCCACCAUCAUUUGCAAAUAAAUUCAUUAAAUAUCCUACAAUGUGAUUUUCUGGAUUAUUUUUUCUGAUUUUGUCUGUCAUAGUUGACGUGUACAUAUGAUGAAAAUUACAGGCCUCUCUCAUCUUUUUAAGUGGGAGAACUUGCACAAUUGGUGGCUGACUUAAUACUUUUUCCCCCCACUGUAGAUCUACAACAUAGAAAUACACUAACAUAGAUCUCAACAGAAAACUCACACCCUGACCCAACCAACAAGAGUUCUCUCGAUCAGGGCGUGACACACAGCCUAUGUUUAUUUAGUCAGGAUACAAGGAUGGAAGACCGCAUGUUAGUAACUCAACCCAAGGUAAGCUGUCACCUAGCAAAUACAUGUGAGAACACUGCAUUGCAAAAAAGAACAUAACACAGGCAAUGUUCACUUAUUCCCAUGAGAACAGAGUGCUUAACUGAUUCAUUCUAUUUUCAGACUUGACAUACGAUAAAGCUGGGGUCCUAUCUGGUGUCAAACAUUAAGCCCUUAUGGACGGUAGGGCUUUCUGCUUAGGGUGAGGUAUUUAUAAUUGAAGUACAAGAAAAUUGCAGGAUUGAUGUGAUUUUGUUAUUGAUAUUACUGUAUAUAUGAUAGCUAAUUACUUUUUUCUUUCCAGUCAGAAUUUCAUAAGGAAGCUCUGUACGUUUGUUCUCUAGCAUCAUGAUGAAUAGACACAGUGAUUUACGCCUGUAAUUUGUCUUCAGAUUUGACUUCAAAACAAUAAAGAUUGGGUCCUACCUCGCCGCCAACAUUGAGCCGUACCCCACAGCAAGCCAGAAGGUGACCAAAAUAUGGGAAUAUUUUAUAUGUGUUGGUACUGUACAGUGUUGCUAAUCUCAUGGACAAGCUCCAUCCCAUAUGGUCUGACUGUUUUCUGUUGUGCUUUUCUCUCCCAGCUCACCCAUCCAGAAGGCCUUGUUAUGCUGGGGCCAGAUAUCCUGCAGAAACAUCUCCAAAUGAAAAGCCUGGAGAUUUAAUCUCUGCUGGACCAGAUUCCGACCAGCAUGUCCUACCAGUAUUCAGCCAAUCCCCACAACAUUAAGCCCCAUUACAGCAUUGCCCAGAUGCAGAGACUCAGAAGCAGAUGGAAAAACAAACCUUGCCCAAAAAGACCAAAGCACCCAUGGCCUCUAAAGAAAUAUAGUAUUGGUAACAACCCAAAGCCUGUGUUGUUUUUGUAUAAAUCUCGUUGCUAUGAAACCAAGGCAUUUAGCAUUUUACUAACUAGAAAGAAAUACAGAUGUGUGUAGUUGUGCUAAAAUGUUACAUGGAAAAGGCAGGUCAUGCAUCUUGUCAGAUACAUUUUGAAUAUAUUUUUGUAUUAAUGGUUGGCCUAUUGUAAAUGGAAUAAUGAGCCAACGGUCCACCGAAAAAGAAAAUGAGGCACCUCACUCUACACAAUCACAAGUAGGCCUAAAAGAUGAAGCUGAGGUGCCAACAACCCUUGAACUCACAGUUGAAAACGUGCAGAGGUUAGAGCAGCAGUUUGAUGGCACAGAAUGGCUGUACAGCAGCAGUCGCAACUUGGAGGGGUAUGUGGAGCAAUGCAGCCAAAUGGACUGGGAGGCCGGGAGAAUCGAGGAGAUCUGCGAGCAGGAUAUUAAUGGUAGGUCUACUAAUAUUAGGUACAGUGCCUUCAGAAAGUAUUCACACCCCUUUACUUUUUCCACAUUUUGUUGUGUUAUAGCCUGAAUUUAAAAAGGGUUAAAUUGAGAUGUUUUGUUCACUGGCCUACAUACAAUACCCCAUAAUGUCAAAAUGAAUUUUCAAAAUGAAAAUCUGAAAUGUCUUGAGUUAAUAAGUAUUCAACCACUUUGUUACGGCAAGGCUAACUAAGUUCAGGAGUAAACAUUUGCUUAACAGGUCACAAUAAGUCACAUGGACUCAAUAAUAGUGUUUAACAUUUACCUCAUCUCUGUACCCCACACAUACAAUUAUCAGUAAGAUCCCUCAGUCGAGCAGUGAAUUUCAAACACAGAUUCAACCACAAAGACCUGGAAGGUUUUCCAAUGCCUCGCAAAGAAGGGCACCUAUUGGUAGAUGGGUAAAAAACAUUAAUUACAGACUUUGAAAAUCCCUUUGAGCAUGGUGAAGUUAUGAAUUACACUUUGGAUGGUGUAUCAAUAUACCCAGUCAUUACAAAGAUACAUGCGUCCUUCCUAACUCAGUUGCUGGAGAGGAAGGUAACUGCUCAGGGAUUUCACCAAGAUGCCAAUGGUGACUUUAAAACAGUUACAGAGUUAAAUUACUAAGAUAGGAGAAAACAGAAUGGAUCAACAACAUUUUAGUUACUCCACAAUACUAACCUAAUUGACAGAGUGAAAAGAAGGAAGCCUGUACAGAAUAAAAAUAUUCCAAGACAUGCAUCCUGUUUGCAAAAAGGCGCUAAAGUAAUACUGCAAGGAAUGUGGCAAAUAAUGAACUUUCUGUCCUGAAUACAAAUGUUAUGUUUGGGGCAAAUUCAAUACAACACAUAACUGAGUACCACUCUCCAUAUUUUCAAGCAUAGUCGUGGCUGCAUCAUGUUGCAUGGGUAUGCUUGUAAUCGUUAAGGACUGGGGAGUUUUUCAGGAUAAAAAAUUAACAGAAUGGAGCUAAAGCACAGGCAAAAUCCUAGAGGAAAUCCUGGUUCAGUCUGCUUUCCACCAGACACUGAGGGAUGAAUUCACCUUCCAGCAGGACAAUAACCUAAAACACAAAGCCAAAUCUACACUGAAAUUGCUUACCAAGAAGACUGAAUGUUCCUGAGUGGCCCAGUUACAGUUUUGAAAUGGUUGUCUAGCAAUGAUCAACAACCAAUUUGGCAAGACUUACAGCUGUAAUCACUGCCAAAGAUGCUUCUCCAAUUAUAGACUCAGGGGUGUGAAUUAUUAUGUAAAUGAUAUAUUUCAGAAUUGAAUUUUCAAUAAAUUGGCAGAAAUUUCAAAAAACAUGUUUUCACGUUGUCAUUAUGGGGUAUUGUGUGUGGUAGAGGGGUGAGAUUUUUUAUUUAUUUAAUCCAUUUUGAAUUCAGGCUAUAAAACAACAAAAUGUGGAAUAAUUCAAGGGGUAUGAAUUCUUUCUGAAGGCAUAGGUGCAGGUAUAUAGCCAUGAGAUAACUAAUAAACUCAGAAUCUUCAAUGCAAAUAGGCCAUGGCAGGUAGAUGGCCAUGGUAGACAGACACUUAAUUACUCAUAUGUGCAGUAGCCUUCGGUUAAAAUGAUAGACUAUGACAUUUCUGAAUAGUCUCUUCAGAGGAGCUGGAACUGCGAGACCACAUGAGGACAGCUUCUCAAGAUCUGUGCCCACGGUAUUUACAUAAUUUAUGUUAAAAGGAAUCUUGUGACUUCAUUUAAGAGUUGGCAUAUUAUCCCCAAAAAAAAAUUCGGCUGAAAAAUUAGAAGUCAAAGGAAAAAAAUAAAGUGCAAUGAGUUUUCAUGUUAGUGAUAUUACUUUGGUUGAACUGAAUGCCCUGAACCCCAUCUAGGAUUGACUCUCCUGAAUAUGUGGAGGUCUAUGCAUUCGAUGGCAGAGUCAUCUCCAGAAUCAGCACGAGGACACAAACAGACUGGGAUUGGGUGGACCAGAGGAGACAUGAGGAGAGUAGCCAAGGUAAGAGAAAGUGUCAUUUUACUGUACAGUGGAGUAACGUUAUAAUUACUAUGGGAGAGAUGAUUGGUGAUUGUUAUAGGUCAGACUCCAGAAUUAUGCUGAUCUUCAAAGUGGAGCAUGUUGCUUACUUAAGUCGUCUACUUUAUUUUCUCUUGACAAAUUCUUCCUUUGCAGUCAACAUUCAGUCAGAAGAAGUGACUCCAAAACCUGCAGAGGAAUCAGGGACCCCCUUGGAAUGUGUGGAUACAACACUUGACUCUACAAUGCUUGAGGUAGCUAGGCAAAACAAGGAUGUUUAAAAAGAAGGCCCUCACUAUGACCAAUGUAGUACAUUUCACUUGAAAUGUGAUCCAAGAAAUUGCUAUUGCCUGUCUCUGAGAAGUCCCUGAAGUGCUCCAAGUGUGCGCUUUGUGUUGAGAGGAAAAGUCUACAUCUUCAUCUAGGGCCAUUUUAAUUGUUACCAAUUUAACAGGCAUCCACAUCGAAGAUUAGCAUAACUGUAGAUACAAUAUCCAGAAAUCUGGAGUUUCUCAGUUUUCACUUAUUCAUGAUGAGCAAAGUGGGCACUUCUGUUGAGAGUUUAGUAAAUGAUGAACAGCCUUUGUUGUCUCUAUUUAGAAUAUUCCUAAAAACAAGGACCUGGAGAUGAAUAUGUCCCUCGAUAAUGAAGUAUUGGAUACUCUCAGCAAGGAUCCCCAAACUCCCACAGCGUACAGAGUAGAAACUAAACAGUCACCAACACAUUUUGACAUGGUAAUGUUUUUUAUUAUCACCGUUGGAUUGUUUUAUAUAACUUUCUCAAUAUAGUUUUUUCUAAGUACAUUAUGGCUUAACCUAUUCAACUCAACACUGUCGCGACACAGUUAUACACUGAUAACUGCAGUACACAUAUUAUAAUUUCUUGCAGCAUAUUUGCAUACAAUAUUUUUAGAAAGUAGUGUACCCUUGGUACAUAGGCCACUGGCUUGAUGGACAUGCCUAAAAGUGACAGGUUUAGUGCACCGUACUGGAUGUUGUCAACCGAGCUGAAUGCCUGAUCUCCUUCUAGAUCAGAUGGGCAUCCAGCUCAGACUCAUCAGGGGAGAUGCUGGAGAGUGAGUUGGACUCUAUUCCCUGUGAGUACUGCCUGCAGCCCAGGAAGCCCACUGUGACCAGAGACCAGCUAGUCAACAAUACGGACCCAGAGGAGGUGAGGCCUUCACAAACCACAUAAUGCUCUCACACAAAUCUUAUACAGCCAAUAAGGACAAACCUUUUGGGUGAAACUGAAAUUCACUGUAAGAUUAGUCACCAUGGAAAUAAGAUCCAUGGCUUGAUACUUUCAUAUCUCUAUUAGAGGCAGAGCCAUGUCGUAGGUUUACCUGUCACUUAGAUUGCUAAACAAAUCACCUUGACGUAAUUUUAGAUGUCAAAAUCAAUUAGAUUAUACAUGAAUCAUGUUUUUAUAUAUAUAACUUUGUGUAUUUAUAUCAUACAGUUUUUAUUCAAUUGAAAAGGCAUUUCAACAAAUUGGAUGUUAAUUUCUAAAAGAGGCAUGUUUGGGAUAUCUCUUCCUCUGAUGGGUUUGACAUGUUUUUUGUUCUUCCUGUCAGUUGUUUUGUUGUGAGUUGGCCUGGAGGAUGAAUACGUUUCUGAUGGAGGAGGAGGAGGCGGCUUUCGCUGCGAUCCAGGAGAGCAGGAAGAUUGAUGUAGGCCCUUACCCACCCUUCAAGAAGGCUGCAAGGGACCGGGCAGAGCAAAGGUCAUGACCUGUCUCUCGUAUGAUUGAUGGGGCACUAAAAAGAUCACAAUACAAUACACUCGAAUUUACUGUAACUUUGAUAUGAUAUACCGCAGCACUUCUUUAAAACAUCACUGAAAUCUUAAUGGUACUGUUCUCAAACAUCAGGUUGAAAGAAUGGGAGAAUCAGAAUUGCCUGUUUUCAACUAAACAAAGUAAGUCUACUCACAAGGUCACCACCCCUUUGUUACAUGAAAUGUAUUAUAUAAUUCUUUAAGAUACUGAAAGUUGUUUGGAAUCCACUGAUUAAAGUGAAAAACUUUUAAUAUAAUAGAGACAGACAUCUUAGGCUGGUGGACUUUAUUGACAUUUACCUCAUUGUGUUGAUGCUUUUAACAUUGCAGGAUCUAAAGUUAACUUGCGUAACACCAUUUGCUAUCGACUUUCAAAUGAGGUCUGGACUGCAGAGAAGGAAGACCUAUUCGCCAAAAUGGAAAUCAUUGAUUCUCCAGACACUCUCACACUUUAUGGAGAAGAACAAGGACAUAAGGUAUACUAACUGAACUUUUAAUGACGAUUUUCAGCACGGGUGAUGUUAACAAAUAGAUUAGCUCACUCAAUAUACUUCAGUGAGGGCCAAUGGCUUGUACAGUACAUGUCAAUUCAUGAUUGCUGUUUGAUUUUACAGCACACACUAAUCAAGCUCUAUGAGAGUGGUCAAUCAUUUGUCACCAUAUUUCCAGAUGGAACAGGACAGGUUUUGUAUCCUUUUGGAGAGAUUACUCGGAAAAUGUAUUCAAAAUAUUUAAGACAUUUAUUUUGAGUUAUAUGUUGUAUAAUGUUUUUAAAAGUAUUGAUGAUUAGAGAGUAAGCAGGGGGGUCGGAUCAUUGACCAUAAUGGAGUGAAAGCUAUCCAUCAGGAAGACUUGCCGUUCUCAUAUUUGCUGUCCAUGGUGCUGAUUACACCUAUGUGAUACAGGAGGACAAAGAUCUGGUACCCAACAUCCAGGCCGUCUUUACAUCCAGGGGCCAGGCCACCUGCUAUCAUCCCAAUGGUCUUAUAUGGUAUGUACAGUUGAAGUCGGAAGUUUAUAUACACUUAGGUUGGAGUCAUUAAAACUCGUUUUUCAACCACUCCACACAUUUCUUGUUAACAAACUAUAGUUUUGGAAAGUCGGUUAGGACUUCUACUUUGUGCAUGACACAAGUAAUUCCAACAAUUGUUUACAGACAUAUAAUUCACUGUAUCACAAUUCCAGUGGGUCAGAAGUUUACAUACACUAAGUUGACUGUGCCUAUAAACAGCUUGGUAAAUUCCAGAAAAGGAUGUAAUGGCUUUAGAAGCUUCUGAUAGGCUAAUUGACAUCAUUUCAGUCAAUUGGAGGUGUACCUGUGGAUGUAUUUCAAGGCCUACCUUCAAACUCAGCGCCUCUUUGCUUGACAUCAUGGGAAAAUCAAAAGAAAUCAGCCAAGACCUCAGAAAAAAAUUGUAGACCUCCACAAGUCUGGUUCAUUCUUGGGAGCAAUUUCCAAAUGCCUGAAGGUACCACGUUCAUCUGUACAAACAAUAGUACGCAAGUAUAAACACCAUGGGACCACGCAGCCGUCAUACCGCUCAGGAAGGAGACAAAUUCUGUCUCCUAGAGAUUAACGUACUUUGGUGCGAAAAGUGCAAAUCAAUCCCAGAACAACAGCAAAGGACCUUAUGAAGAUGCUGGAGGAAACAGGUACAAAAGUAUCUAUAUCCACCGUUAAACAAGUACUAUAUCGACAUAACCUGAAAGUCCGCUCAGCAAGGAAGAAGCCACUGCUCCAAAACCACCAUAAAAAAGACAGACUACGGUUUGCAAUUGCACAUGGGGACAAAGAUCGUACUUUUUGGAGAAAUGUCCUCUGGUCUGAUGAAACAAAAAUAUAACUGUUUGGCCAUAAUGACCAUCAUUAUGUUUAGAGGAAAAAGGGGAUGAGGCUUGCAAGCCGAAGAACACCAUCCCAACCGUGAAGCACGGGGGUGGCAGCAUCAUGCUGUGGGGGUGCUUUGCUGCAGGAGGGACUGGUGCACUUCACAAAAUAGAUGGCAUCAUGAGGAAGGAAAAUUAUGUGGAUAUUUUGAAGCAACAUCUCAAGACAUUAGUCAGGAAGUUAAAGCUUGGUCGCAAAUGGGUCUUCCAAAUGGACAAUGACCCCAAACAUACUUCCAAAGUUGUGGCAAAAUGGCUUAAGGACAACAAAGUCAAGGUAUUGGAGUGGCCAUUACAAAGACCUGACCUCAAUCCUAUAGAACAUUUGUGGGCAGAACUGAAAAAGCGUGUGCGAGCAAGGAGGCUUACAAACCUGACUCAGUUACACCAGCUCUGUCAGGAGGAAUGGGCCAAAAUUCACCCAACUUAUUGUGGGAAGCUUGUGGAAGGCUACCCGAAACGUUUGACCCAAGUUAAACAAUUUAAAGGCAAUGCUACCAAAUACUAAUUAAGUGUAUGUAAACUUCUGACCCACUGAGAAUGUGAUGAAAGAAAUAAAAGCUGAAAUAAAUCAUUCUCUCUACUAUUAUUCUGACAUUUCACAUUCUUAAAAUAAAGUGGUGAUCCUAACUGACGUAAGACAGGGAAUUUUUACUAGGAUUAAAUGUCAGGAGUUUUGAGAAACUGAGUUUAAAUGUAUUUGGCUAAGGUGUAUGUAAACUUCCGACUUCAACUGUAUAGUUACAUGCCCACAAAAGUUCUAGCAGGAGGCGAGGCCAUGACUGCACCAGUGAGAGGAACCAAUUAAGUUCCUGACUAGCAACAGAGAUGUGUUGGCUGUCUAGAUGUGCAAGGAGUUUACUUCUCCUAGUAGGAGGGUAUAAAUAUAUGUGCUUGCACAAACAUGUAUUUUUCUUUGUAGCUGUUUGACCCAGUGGGUGAAUAAACUUGGUUUGAGCUUUUUCCAUUUGAGUUUUUACUCUGUGUAGAACCUAACAACACGAGAAACUGCUGAGAGUGAAAAACCCAGCAGUGUUGCAGUUCUUGACUCACUCAAACUGGUGGGCCUAGCACCUACUACCAUACCCCGUUCAAAGGCACUUAAAUAUUUUGUCUUGCCCAUUCACCCUCUGAAUGGCACACACACACAAUCCAUGUCUCAAUUGUCUCAUGGCUUAAAAAUCCUCUACACUGAUUGAAGUGGAUUUAACAAGUGACAUCAAUAAGGGAUAAUAGCUGUCACCUGGAUUCACCUGGUUAGGCUAUGUCAUGGAAAGGGCAGGUGUUCCUAAUGUUUUGUACACUCCCUACAGAAAGUUUCAGAGGUUUCAUUUCGAGGGUAUGGUCUACGAGUUUCUGGUCCUGCCUUUCAGGCUCUCCCUAUCCCCUGCACCUUUUCUAUGGUGGUGGAGGCGGCUUUGACACCGGUGUGGUGCCAGGGGAUCAGAGUAUUGGCCUAUCUGGAUGAUUGGCUAGUCGUAGUGGAGUCGAAGGAACAGGUGGAGCGCCACACUGCCACGCUGGUUUCCCAUAUUCAGUCUCUGGGGUUCAUAGUGAAUCACAAGAAAAGUUGUUUGACUCCGACUCAGCACAUUCAGUUUCUGGGUCUCGUUCCGGACUCGAUUCUAAAUUAUGCGUUUCUGGUCCAACAGAGGAGGGUCGCAUUACGGCUCUGUCUGGCACAGUUUCAGUUGGGGCACUCUGUGCCUUUUACCUUGUACCUGCGGUUAUUGGGUCUGAUGAUGAUCAAUCAAUCACAUUCAUUCAUAAAGUCCUUUUUACAUCAGCAGAUGUCACAAAGUGCCAUACAGAAACCCAGCCUAAAACCCCAAACAGCAAGCAAUGCAGAUGUAGAAGCACGGUGGCUAGGAAAAACUCACUAGAAGGGCAGGAACCUAGGAAGAAACCUAGAGAGGAACCAGGCUCUGAGGGGUGGCCAGUCCUCUUCUGGCUGUGCCGGGUGGAGAUUAUAAGAGUACAGAUUGUUCUUCAAAAAGUUCAAACGUUCAUAGAUGACCAGCAGGGUCAAAUAAUAAUCACAGUGGUUGUAGAGGGAGCAACAGGUCAGUACCUCAGAAGUAAAUGUCAGUUGGCUUUUCAUAGCCGAGCAUUCAGAGGUCGAGACAGCAGGUGCGGUAGAGAGAGAGAAUCGAAAACAGCAGGUCCGGGACAAGGUAGCACGUCCGAUGAACAGGUCAGGGUUCCCCAGCCGCAGGCAGAACAGUUGAAACUGGAGCAGCAGCAUGACAAGGUGGACUGGGGACAGCCAGGAGUCAUCAGGCCAGGUAGUCCUGAGGCAUGAUCCUAGGGCUCAGGUCCUCCUGGAGGGGAGGGAAAGAGGGAGAGAGAGAGAAUUAGAGGGAGCAUACUUAAAUUCACACAGGACAACAGAUAAGACAUGAGAAUUACACCAGAUAUAACAGACUGACCAUAGCCCCCCGGCACAUAGACUAUUGCAGCAUAGACACUGGAAACUGAGACAGGGGUGGGUCCGGAGACACUGUGGCCCCGUCCGACGAUACCCUGGACAGGGCCAACCAGGCAGGAUAUAACCCCACCCACUUUGCCAAAGCACAGCUCCCACACCACUAGAGGAAUAUCAACAGACCACCAACUUACUACCUUGAGACAAGGCUGAGUAUAGACCACGAAGAUACCCACUGAUAUCUUUCUGACAGAUAAAGUUAUGCGUUUGUUUCAGUGCUGGGUGAUUGCUACUCGUCUGGGCGCAUCUCACCACUGCCAUCAGUUGCUCAAUGUAUCUCCGUCAUGCCUAAGAGAGUUGACUCCUUAGAGGCACCCGCGACUGCUGUUGCAGGGGGUUCUCAUGGGCUGGGUUGUGUCCCGCAGGGGGAUCAUGACAGAUGCAUCCUUACUGGGAUGUGGAGUGCUGUGUGUGGGCUAGUCAGAAAGAGGGACCUAGAGCUACUGACUGUUUUGCUAGCGUUGAGGCGUUUUCUUCCGAUAUUGGAGGGCCAGCAUGUGUUGGUAAGGUCCGACAACAGGACGGCGGUGACGUACUGUACAUCAACAGGCAGGGGGGGACGCGGUCUCUCUCUCUCUGCUAAACUUGGCCUGUUAUCUGCUAUAUGGAGGAGUGCGCAUUUCCUGUCACUCAGGGCGACGUAUCUUCCCGGAUCUCAACGUGGGUGCGGAUCUACUUUCCAGGGGGGUCCUAUCUCUACGGAGUGGAGACUGCUCCACUCGGUGGUUGUCCAGAUAUGGGACCAGUUCGGCAGGACCGACAUAGAUAAUUACACAUUGUGAGAAAACGCGCAUUAUCGUCUGUUCUUCUCAAUGAGGGAUCUGAGUGCUCCGUUGGGAACGGAUGCUUUGGCGUAUCAGUAGCCUCGGACCCUGCUCUUUGCAUUUCCUCCGGUGGACCUGAUUCAGGCCACUGUGGAGAGGGUCCGUCAGGAGGGUCUGUUGUUGAUUCUGGUGGCUCCCCAUUGGCCCAGACAACCCUGGUUCCUGGAGAUCAUCCGCCUGUUGGGCGGGGACCUGUGGGUUUGGCCACUGAAAAGUUGAAAUUGACGGCUAGUGGUUUACCCUCGAACAGGAUUAUGACUAUACAGUCGUUGCGUGCGCCCUCUACGAGAAGGUUGUAUACAUAUAAGUGACGCGCGUUAGAGGGUUGGUGUCAGGUUAAAGGAGAUUCUCCUUUUCAGAGCUCUUUGGUGGAAGUGGUUAUGUUCUUGCAAGAGUUUUUUGAGGUGGGCCUUUCUUUUUCCACUUUGAAGGUCUAUAUGGCAGCCAUCUUGGCAUGUCAUGUAGGGGUUGACGGCUCUACCCUGGGGUCUCCUCCUCUGGUGGUGCGGUUCCUGAAAGGUGUGCAUCGGCUCAGACCAGUGUCUAAGCCUAUGGCACCGACCUGGGACCUGGCUUUGGUCUGGUGUCGGCCAAGCACGUUGGUGAUCUCCAUCUCCAUCAGUACACCCUCCCCAUUUUGAGUUCGCGCCUGGCUACUCAAAAGUGAUGUUAUGUCCUAAAACAGCUUUUGCUCCCAAGGUUAUGCCUAUGUCUUACAGGUCCCUGGCUUUUGAGCUGUUCCAUUUCUCGCCUUCUCUGUUUCCUUCUAGUGAACAACGGCGGUUCCAUGGCCUGUAUCAAGUAUGCGCUUUACACACGUAUAUGGAUAGGACUGCGUUUGUGACCAGAUUCCCUAAUCCAGCUCGUGGUAGGGUGCUUUCCAAGCAGCGUCUUUCUCAUUGGAUUGUGGAGGCUAUCUCCCUGAAAUAUGACAGCAAAGGACAAGGGUUGCCUAGCGGUGUGUGUGCUCUCUCCACUAGAGGUGUGGCGGCUUCCUGGGCAUUGUUCAGGGGCAUGACGAGUGGUGAUGUCUGUGCUGCAGUGAGUUUGGGUUCCCCACAUACCUUUUUCCCAGUGUGGCUCAUAGUGUUCUUAUGGCUGGGUCCGAGAGUGGGUGUUAAGCAGUGCGCAGGUUGCACAUUUAUCCGGGUAACACAGUUUCCUGUGGGUUUGAGCGAUUGCAGCACGCGAGUACAGUUUCCAGGUCACUGCAAGUUUCCUGUGGGUUUGAGCCUCGGGCUGCCGUGGUUCAUCAAUUCUGGUCCCUGCUAUGCAGCGUGUGUGCUUUACCAAGUCACGACAAGUAUUCUGUUGUUUUGGACUUGCGGUCCCUUGUACGAGUUCUGACAUUUCAGGCUUGUAAGGUAAGUGUUAUUCUUGGAACCGUGGAGCCUAUGGACUUGGGCUGCAGUGGCAGCUUGUCAGUGUGCAUAACCAAGUUGCAGCAGGUUCUGGUUGAGGCUUUGACAGUUCAGGCUUCUCAGGUAAGUAUUAGGGAAAAAGGUGGCUUCUUUAACUUUUGGAGACGAUGGAACCUGUGCGUGCUUGGGCUGCCGUGGGCCUCCUAGUUUGGUACCCUCUGGGCCGGCUUUGGACGUGAUUGUAUGUCCCCAUAGUAUGUUAUACUGAGUGACCGACUGAAAGGGAACUUACAGUUUUGAAUAUAACUACUGUCCCCUGAAGGAGGGAACGAGGUAUAACAUAUUUUGGUCCCGCGCUGUCAGAGGGUUUGGGCUCGCUGAAGAGCGGCACUGAAUUGAGGAAAUUAAUGCAAGCCCAGCAUUAUAGCCAGGAAGGUGGGGCUUCUGAGGGUGGGCUCAGCAUCCAUUGGCCCGUUGGGCGUUUUCUUCAGGUGAAUAUGAUUGGUUGUUGACUCCUCAUAGUAUGUUAUACCUCAUUCCUUCCUUCAGGGAACAGUAGUUAUAUUCAUAAUUGUACAUUUGUGUGUUUUGUUUGCUUGGUUGGCAGGGUGAACCUGACCCAGCUGGGAGGCUCCUGCUGUAGUGACACCGGUGCUCUGAGGAGGCGCUGGAGUUGGCUGGACCACGAGCCCCACGUCCACGCCCCUCCCUUCCAGCCCAUCUGUCUGACCCUCAGCCCCAACAUCAGCCUCCGCAUCCAGAACCAGGACUGCAUCUACCUCACCUUCACCUCUCGCAAAAACAGUGUGAGGUUCAACGUGGGGGCCAAACUCAAGGUGAGACACUGACUGUCCAUUAGAUUCAAUACAGACACCAGAUGAUAGUGGCGUACAUUACUCUAAUCAUGGGAGAAGCACAGGAGAAUACAGUGCUUUAUAAUGAGCACUGAAGUGGAUCACAGUUGUCACAUCCUUUCCACAGCUCUCUACUAACACCCACUCAUAUCAGGGCUGAUCACUUUGUUUUUUCCCCAGCUGGAGCACUUGAAGGGCCUGAUGUUGCCUGGGCCAGACCUGGACCAGAGACACCUCCACAUGAAGAGUGCAGAGAUCUGCAACCUUCUGCAGAGGAUCCAGGGCUAUAUCACCUACCAACAGGCCCCAAGUCCACAGAAGGUCACGCCCCAAUACAGUCUGGUCUCUCAAAUGGAGAGACUGAAGACACCUCUGGACAAGCACCGCUCAGUCAAGAAGAGAGUUCAGAUAGCUACCAAAGCCAUAUCAUUUAUUUUUCAU